Rana temporaria (common frog) is the source of this 5083-nucleotide messenger RNA. RefSeq names its product desmoglein 2 (gene DSG2). Bases 1381 to 4827 code for a protein of 1148 amino acids. Gene Ontology annotation, cellular component: plasma membrane; desmosome. Gene Ontology annotation, molecular function: calcium ion binding. The transcript is spliced from 18 exons. The record is from RefSeq and is a predicted model, not a curated record. NCBI's taxonomy places the organism in Eukaryota, Metazoa, Chordata, Amphibia, Anura, Ranidae. Gene Ontology annotation, biological process: homophilic cell-cell adhesion.
AACCACUGUACAGAGUAGGUAAGUGUGACGUUUGUUAUUUUUAUAGAAAAAAAAACAAGACUUUACAAUCACAUUAAGACUGAACAGACACUAUACAAUUUAAUUGUACAAUCUCUUUUAGAUCUGCCAUCAACUGUGUAAUAUAGGGGCCUGACUCACAUGAUACUGUUAAAUGGAUUGUUUUAGGUUUGUCCUCAUAUUAUGUAGUUUUAGUAAAUCUAAAGAGCAUUGUAUAAAGAUUGUACAAUAAAACUGUAUAGAGCAUGGGCAGCCUUAGAUUUUUUUUGUUCAGCCCACACAUUGAAUGAAAAUAAUGUAAGAGUGCUUGGCCAGCUUUAGUAUUCAACAACCAAAAAAAAAAAACAGAUACCAAACUAUAACAUGAUUUUUUAUUAACAUACAUACAUGAACGCACACAGAUUUACAGAUGCAGACAUACACUGCCCCGUUUAUUUGUGUUUUAGAAGAAACCUUUUAUUUUAUUUAGCAUUUAUUGUCUUAAAAAAUAUAUUGUUUGAACUAUUCUUGCAUCUCUGUACAUCUGAUUUCCUGCAGUCUCUUUCAGACACUUCCUGACUACAUGCACUUGCUCCAGCAUCAGCAGCACAUUAUUGCCCCAGAAAAAGCUUUCCGAUAGUGACAAUGGUGACACUUGUAGUGUCCACCAGAAGCAUGUGUGACAGGGUGACAACACAGAAUCACAAAUGAGAUACAGUUGUCAGGCAGUACCAAUAAAAGCCUGAAUAAGGACAUGCAUGGCAGUUGGACGGGGUCAUUUUUAAAUCAAGGCUUUAGAUAUAAUAGGAUUGAAGCAUGUUAAAGAUAAUAUGAGAUUUUAGUGAUUGGGUUUUGAUCUACUUUAAGCAGGAGAUAUGAUAUAGUACAUAGCAACAGUAUGAAUGGUUAUUAUCAUUUAAGAACUUAGUACAGGUUACUGCAAUGCUGCCCUGAAAUACCUCUAAUUGCCUUAUAAACAGCUUCAUGUUUAACAAAACACAGGUGCUGUUCUAUCUCUCAUGUAUGAUGUUCAAAUUAGUCUUUUCAAAAAACUUGGAUCCAAAUACAGUAGCAUCAAACAGCCCAUAGCAUCAUUUAAAAUGUAUGAAAUGUACUUGAUUUUAUCUAUGUCGUGUGUUUCAGUGUUCCACAGCUCCAUCUAUGAAAUCGUGAUGUUAUUACUUUUACCAAAGAAACCUGCUUUUACCUCCUACCACUACAAGCAAGCACCGCAUAAAGAUGAAGAACUUUUGACCUUGCUACAAAAUAAAGAGUAUACAGAAAACAGACUGUUUCCAUGGGGACACCGUGACUCACUGCCACACCUGUGAUUACAGUAUCUGCAGGUAUCGACUGUUGGCAUGCCGACUAUGAGAAGUGAUCAUGAUGACAACCUUCAGUCAGCAGACAGUUUGCAGCAUUCAUGUCACCAUUGAUUUUGGACAUAGUCUCCAUGUAGAGCUGGCAAAGGGAAGUAUUAGACUGCAUGAUGGAACCAAACCAUUGUCAAGAUAUAAACGAGAAUGGAUUAUUCCACCAGUUUCAAUUAAAGAAGAAAUGGACAAUAGCUACAAAAAUCCCAUUGCAAGGAUCCGAUCUGAUAUUAAGAUGGACCCAAGAAAGAGAAUUCGCUACAGCAUAACUGGUAGAGGAGUGACAGAACCACCACUUGGCUUGUUCAUUAUUGAUGAAAGGACAGGAGACUUGAAUGUAACUGGAAUUGUGGACAGAGAAGAAAUUGACAUGUUCUUUUUAAAAGGUUAUGCCAAGGAUGAGACUGGAAAGGAUGUGGAACCUGCUAUAGAUCUUCGAGUUAGUGUUGAGGAUAUUAAUGAUAACAGUCCAGUGUUUACCAGCGAAGUUUUUGUUUGUUCAGUUGAAGAGAUGUCUACUACAAAUACACUCAUUAUGGUUCUAAAUGCCACAGAUGCGGAUAAGCCUAACACCAUAAAUACCAAGCUUGCCUACAAAAUAAUUUCCCAAGAACCAGGAGACAAACUCCUUUUUUUACUGACAAAGGAUGGUGAAGUCCGCACAACAUCAACAACACUUGACCGAGAGCAACAAGCGAGCUACAUGCUGGAGGUUGAAGUAAAAGAUCGGGAUGGAGAUCCAAAUGGAGGUCUUGCUGGAACAGCCAAAGUGAAAGUCAAAGUUAUAGAUGUAAAUGACAACAUUCCUGUUCUCGAAAAAGAAGAGUACUCAGGCGAAGUGGAAGAAAAUGUUGAGGGUGUUGAAAUAUUGCGUAUGAAAGCACUUGAUGACGAUGAAGAAUUUACAGAUAACUGGUUUGCUAAUUUUACUAUAUUAUCCGGAAAUGAAGGGGGCCACUUUCAGAUCAUAACCGAUGAGCAAACAAAUGAAGGUGUACUGAUGCUGGUGAAGGAAGCAGAUUAUGAAAUGAUGCAGAAUGCACAGCUGAGUGUGGUUGUCUCAAACCGAGCACAGUAUCACAGCUCCAUUAUGCACCUAGUUAGUGGAGGUAGCUCAUCCGGUGGAAUGACAGGUGGAGGUGGAGGUGGCGGCGGCGGCGGUGGCGGUGGAGGCGGAGUAAAAGCUGUUCCCAUUAGAGUGAAGGUGAAGAAUUUACGUGAGGGACCUGUAUUUAAGCCAAGAAAGAAGAACCUUGCUGUGGCUGAAGGAAAGACAAUUAUAGACUCAGUAAUUGGUUCUUAUCAAGCAUUUGAUGCUGACACUGGAAAGAUUGCAGAACAUGUUAAGUAUGCAAAAGAAUAUGAUCCUGAUAAUUGGUUUACCAUUGACCCAAUUACAGCUGAAAUCAAACUUACUAAAGUACCUGAUCGCGAGUCUAUAUAUGUAGUUGAUGGUUCCUAUGUCGCAAAGAUAUUGGCAAUAAGUGAAGAUCUUCCAGGAAAGACUGCUACUGGCACAAUCUCUAUUGACGUGGAAGAUGUCAAUGACAAUUGUCCAAUUUUAGUAAAUGCAGCACAAACUGUUUGUGAAAACUCGCCAUUCAUCAACCUGACUGCAGAGGAUAAGGAUUCCUAUCCCAAUAGUGCUCCCCUAAAAUUUACAGUGCUGGAUGAACCAACUGGAAAUGCAAAGUACUGGUCAAUCGGAAAAACUGAUGAUAACAGUGCACAACUUAUACCAAAAAAUAUUUGGAUAGGAUCACAUCAAGUUAAUAUUCUAAUAACGGACAAUAAAGGUCUGAGUUGUCCAGAAAAGCAGGUCCUGAAACUGUCAGUGUGUGCCUGUGAGGGUGACAUUCCAGCCUGCUCCGAAAGACUAUCGAACACGUCUGUAGGCCUGGGAGGAGGCGCUGUUGCACUCAUGAUUCUUGCAUGUUUGCUGUUACUAUUGGUGCCACUUUUAUUGCUUUUGUGCUCCUGUGGCUCGAACGGGAAAGGAUUUUUAACAGUUCCAGAAGAUGGUCCUGAAGGAACAAUUCUGAUACACAACAAAGAAGGACCUGUACCGGAGGACACAGCCAUCAUGCCACUUGCAAUUGGAGCCAUUGGUGCUGCUGGAGCAGGGGCUGGGGCUGCAGCCGGUGCUGGAAUGCAAAAAGGCAGUGGUUAUGCAAUGGAAGCUAUGGACGGAUAUGAAUACAGUGCAAAGGGGAUGUACAGUUCCAGUAUGUAUGGAAUGGGUGGACGAUAUGAAGAAACUGGGGCUCUGCUAACUGCGGGAGAAAUGUCAGCUGGAGCUGGCAUGAGAGGUAUUGGUGUUCUGGGCUCAGGAAGCGGAGCUGGAGCUGGAGCUCAGGUCUCCUUUGGUGGUGCAGGUGCCAGUGGAAGCCAGGUUGUUCUGAAUGAAGAAUUCAUGAGAGGCUAUUUCUUUGAUAGAGGUAUGAUGUGUGCUGAUGAAGACAUGGCCCAGGCAGCCAAAGACUGUUUACUUAUGUAUUCACAAGAAGGAGCUGGAUCAAUUUCUGGGUCUGUUGGCUGUUGUAGUUUAAUUGAAAGUGAUUUUGAAGAUGACGGUUAUCUGGAUGAUCUGGGACUGAAGUUCAAAGUUUUAGCAGAUAUUUGCCUAGGUGUAAAUGUAGACAGCGAUGCAGAAAUAUCCAAGUAUACAGCCUAUGAGGAAGUUCGACAAGGGGCUGUAUUGUCAGAAGUAGCAGCAGAUAUUGAUCUAGCUCAUAAAGAAGAGGUGGAACAACAUGGUUACGAAAUGCAAAGCUCUUAUAUGUCAUCGAAAUCUCAUGUUCAAGAGGCUCAACCAAUAGUAAGGGAGAAUGUGGUGUCUGAAGAAUCUCUUGUUAGUUCUAGAUAUGUGCAGGAGCCCAUAAUGCGUGGUAAUGUUCUGGUCACAGAGAAAACGUACACCACUGCUCCUAGGGUAUUUUUUGAGCCUGUUCAUAGACAGAAUGUUAUGGUGACAGAACGAGUAAUUCGGCCUGCCGCCAGCUUGCAUAAUGUACUGGAGGUUACUGAUGCAGAAAAUGUUAUGUUGACUGGACGAGUAAUCAAGUCUGAAAAAGAGUUGUCUGGCCUGGUGGGUGUAGCAGAAGUCCCUGAGUCCCAGUAUCUGCUGGUCACAGAACGAGUUCUUGCACCCAACACCAAUAUCAAAGCUGCUGUUAGUAUUCCUGAUGUGUCUAUGGGGAAAAAUGUGAUGGUGACAGAGAGACAUUUUACCCCAAUAUCUGGGAUUAAUGGUAAUGUGGUCAUUCCUGCAGAGUUUGCAGCUGGCCCUAGUAUGGUAAAUAAGAGCAUCUCUAUCUCAGAUAGUUUAAAUCAAGGACGAUCUGUGUAUACAAAAGGGGGAUUUGGGGUGGAAGAAACUCCAUCUUCAGGCAGCGCUGUAGAGAAUUCGACAAGCAGAGUGACAAAAUACAGUAAGGUACAAUAUACUCGUUCCUAAGCCAGUCUUCUAGAACACUGGAUUUUGCGGAAUAUUUUGAUGUUAGAGUGUUUUAUACAAAGCCACUGAGAUGUUAUACAAAAGCACAGAGUUGCACUAAAAUUCAGGAAUUUGUUAAAAUCUAUUUUACAUUAAAAAAAGGAAAAAAAUAAUCUUAAGAAUCCAUAUCAUAAGUCCUGCUGAGCCACUGAGAAGACUAUUUGUAAACUUGAUAUGCUAAAUCAUUUGUCAUGGUGGAAAUAGAAUGUAAAUACAA